AUGCUUAAAUAUCAUUCAAAGAGUAUCUAGGUUUUAAAAAAGAUGAACCAAAGACCAUCUAUUUAUCUCCUAUAGAUUAUUAUAAGAUUAAAAACUGUAUAGAAGGGACCUCAAAGCCUAAUACAAUAAAAAUAAACUCCGUAAAAGGUGGAUUUAUUGAAAUAAAAGAUGAAGACUACUACAAAAUUUCAUAAAAAAUUAACCCUGACAUCCUUGUUUCUUUAGCUGAAUUUCCUUAAGGGAAAGGUGUAAAAUCUCACCGAAGAGCAGUCGAAAAGACAUUAAGUUUUUUAGAUUUAGGUAUAAAAAUGUUUAAAGAAAAUGCUGAAUUUUCUCAUAUUUAUUUAUUCGCGUCAAUUUAAGGAGGUACAUAUGAAGAUUUGCGAAAAAUAAGUAUUUAAAAUUCACUUGAAAAAAAUAUAGAUGGAAUAGUAAUACAUGAUUUAGAUAAAGAAGACUUAUUUGAGGAUAAAAUAAAAAUUUUAAAAUUAAUAAUGGAAGAAAUAUAGCCUAAAAAAGAUAUACUAUAUACUGUAUUUUCAUCACAAGGUAAUUUAAUAGAUAUAAUGCUUGGAUUAAUAUUUGGUAUAGAUUAUUUUGAAGUAGAAUAUCCAAAUUAUUUAGCACAAAAUUCGAUAGCAUUGA
Messenger RNA from Ichthyophthirius multifiliis, 645 nucleotides. RefSeq lists its product as hypothetical. Lineage: Eukaryota; Ciliophora; Oligohymenophorea; Hymenostomatida. The record is from RefSeq and is a predicted model, not a curated record. The transcript has a single exon.